This is a messenger RNA of Copidosoma floridanum, 3881 nucleotides long. RefSeq names its product monocarboxylate transporter 14. NCBI's taxonomy places the organism in Eukaryota, Metazoa, Arthropoda, Insecta, Hymenoptera, Encyrtidae. The record is from RefSeq and is a predicted model, not a curated record. Gene Ontology annotation, biological process: transmembrane transport; monocarboxylic acid transport. Gene Ontology annotation, molecular function: monocarboxylic acid transmembrane transporter activity.
GAGUUUGGAGUGGAACACAAACAUGCUGUGAUAAAAGAACAGUCAGUCAGCUGGUGGCCCUGCCCCUGUAGAGCCCGUAUCCACUGCAUGAAGCCGUAGCCGUACAUAAGUAUAGGCACAAAGUGCUCUCAGGCCCAGUUUUCAGAGCUCCGAUAAGAGAGUGAUCUGAUGGUCCGUGGUGGUCGGACCCAUGAGUCAUACUUAAGUUUCAUCGUCCCUCUAACGUAUACUAUUUAUGCAGUGAUCGAGAAGUGGGGACACCGCGCACGACGUGCAGUGUCCCUUAUUGUGUGUCCCCUGUGGGUGUGAGUGCUGCUGGUAUAACCUUUUUGUUAGCUUUUUGUUAGCUUAACUUAAACAGCAGUUUUGCUCCAAAACGUUGCUUUUCGCAAACAAUAGUUCCUCAGCGUAUGAGAGAAAAGACUUUUUCGCCCAAAUCAAGUGCAACUCUUGUGUGGUGUGUGUAUGGCCUAAGUAUAUAUACACAAGCAUCCGUGCACAGCCAGUAAGCAGACCUUCUCCCGUCAUCUCGCGCAUAUAAGUAGAUAAUUGAGUGAAUUUAAUAAAUACAUCAGUGCGUGCGUGCGAUAUGACAGUUACUGCCACUACAUAUCGGACAUCAGUUGUGGUGCUGACCGAGCCGCUGACAAGCCUUGUUUUCGCUGCUGCUACCCUGACGGAGGGUCUGCAUCGCUACUACAGCUGGCUCAGCUGUAAUAGCAGUAGUCCAGCGGCCACGAUGAUGACGAGUAACGUUAGCUGAGAGACGCCCCAGCGCGUAGCUACCCCUGGUGCGGUGGUGCAGGCUGGAGACACGCGCUGUUUAUUAUCUCGCGUUGUGUGUGUGUGUGCACCAGUGGAGGGUCUUUGCGCGCAUUUGUGACAGAAACCACAAACUUUAUAGAUUAGUUAUUACAAGAGAAGGAGCUUUUCUUUCUUUGUUAUUAAUAGCCAUCACCAUCCAUCGUUCUCGUCAUGUCGCGACUUUCGCUCACCAAGUCCCAGUACAGCACCAGUCAGUACGGCUCGCGGCGCGUUCGCAAGAUCAGCACGACGGAGAGCGAGUACUCGGUGGAGGAGCAGGCCCGGCUGACGGAUGGAGUUGGAGGAGCCGGAGACGAGACGGUGACCUCGCCGGAGGAGGAGGCCGGCUCACUCUGCGAGUACCAUGACAUACCGCCCCCACCGGAUGGUGGUUAUGGCUGGGUCAUCGUGUUCGCUUCGUUCAUGUGCAACAUGAUCGUCGACGGCAUCGCCUACACCUUCGGUAUAUUCCUCGGCGAGUUUGCCAGCUACUUCGGGGAAAGCAGCAGCACUGUCGCCUGGGCGGGCUCCCUUCUCUCGGGUGUCUACCUUAUGGCUGGGCCUAUCGUCAGCGCCCUGACCAACAAGUACGGCUGUCGGCCCGUCUGCAUGGCGGGCAGCUGUAUCGGCGCCAUAGCUUUCAUUCUCGCCACCUUCUCCAAGUCCGUGGGCAUGCUCAUGCUUACCUAUGGCGUCCUGGGAGGCAUCGGCUUUGGUCUCAUUUACCUGCCGGCCGUAGUUGCGGUUGGCUACUACUUUGAGACCAAGAGAUCCCUAGCCACCGGUAUUGCCGUCUGCGGUUCUGGCGCCGGCACCUUCAUCUUUGCACCCUUGGCUGGACUCCUCCUCGAGACGUACCAGUGGAAAGGCGCCAUCCUUAUAUUGGCUGGCCUCAUAUUCAACUGUGCCAUUUUUGGAGCAAUGAUGCGGCCCCUGGAGUAUCCAAAGGCUUCAUCUGUGAAGCCGUUGCUGCAGAGGAUGGCAGAGGAGAAGAGGUUCCAAAUGGAGCGAGGCAGUAUUGGGGGCUCAUACUUCAUGGUACAACUGCCGGAUGGGUCCUGGGAGAAAAGAAUGAAAAUGCCAAUUAAUAUCGACCCUGGCGUUCACUCUAGCUUCAAUUUAGACCAAUUAGUGCCUGGAACACCUCUGACACCAGUACCAACCGUGCCGACUCUACCCACGAUAUCCGAGGUCAAGGUGCACGAGCACUCGUCGAGCGGUGCAACGAGCAAUAGCGGCAGUAUGGCUGAUCUCAAGACCUCUUCGGUCAAGUCGCGCAGCAAGAAGGCCAUCGACGAGGGUAAAGAAGGCACCAAAGACAGUCUCGAUAAACCUGAGAGCGAAUUCAAUAAGCCUGUGAUCCCACGCAACGCCUCACAGCCGGCCUUCACCACUCACGUCCAGGGCUUGCCCAAGAAUGGCUCUGUGCCGUUCUUCGACCGCAUACGCAAAACUAGCACUGGCGAGAGGUACAAGCCGAGCCUCAGUGCCAUCAAAAACUCUCGUACCACCCUCAAUUCGAACGGAGAUAUCCGCAAGAGCUUGCACCUACGGCUUUCCGCGAGCAGUAUGCUCGGCUCCCGUAAUAACAACACCGAGAUCGACGACGGUGAGAGCAUCACUUUUACCACCAGCAACACCCGCAUCCCCAAAGAGAAGCCCCAGAUGGUGCGGCCUCUCUCCAGAAAAGAUAUUUUUUAUAGCGGUAGCGUGCUCUACUUACCUGAGUUCCAAAGUCAAAAGUCCCUCGCUAAUUAUCGUCAAAGUGUCAUCUCCUUACCAAAGUCCGUGCGUGGCGUCGACGCCAAGGAUGGCGAUAUAGAAAAAGCUCCGCAACAACCCCUGUGUCCAUGCUUAGAGUUACCAGAGUCUUUUAAAGACGCUCUGGGAACAAUGAUGGACACGUCUCUCUUAAAGGAUCCCGUUUUCCUUCUGAUCUGUAUCAGUAAUGUAUUUGGAAUGGCUGGACUUUAUAUACCUUUCUUUUACCUUGUAGAUGCAGCUGUUCAAAAAGGAGUAGAAAGAUCAUCCGCCUCGUGGUUGGUGUCUGUUAUUGGCAUUACAAACACUAUUGGACGUGUGCUGUGUGGAUACAUUGCUGACUUUGAAUCAGUAGAUUCCUUGCUGUUAAAUAAUGUAUGCUUGAUCGUGGCCACGAUAUCUGUAGCAGCAACGCCGCUCUGUUCAACAACCCUGCAUUAUAUGGUGAUGAGCACCUUCUUUGGCUUUGCUAUUUCUGGCUACAUUUCUCUAACGUCAAUAAUCUUGGUGGAUCUCUUAGGCCUUGACAAGCUGACUAAUGCUUUUGGCUUGCUCAUCAUGUUUAGAGGUGUUGCAGCGAUUGGUGGCCCUCCAGUUGCAGGAAAUUUAUAUGAUCUUACAAAAGAUUACGGAAUAACCUUUUACGUCGCAGGAUGUUUCUUUUUAAUUAGCACUAUUACGAGCUUUGUGGCGCCUACGUUGAAACGCUGCGUGAAGCCGCAGACUCAGCCUGUGAUAUUAGAUACAUUGACGCCGAUAGAUGAAGAAUUCGAGGAAGAAGAAAACGAUGAUGAUAUUCCUGAAAUCGUAGAAACUGCACCCUCUCCUCAAGAACCACCAGAGAAAGAAAUUAAACAGAUUGAGUCUGUACUGUAAAUGCAAAAAAGUUAGUUGCUUUCGUCGUUGCUGUAUACUUUGCUGUGAGAUCACAGAUAAACAAUCGCAAAUUGAUCGACACUCCGAGCCACACUGUGAUACGGCUGAUAAUUUUUCAACAAACCCUUGAGAGGUAUUUCUGCUUUGGUACUUUUUUCAUUAUUAACAUGCACAAAAUAAUAACUGAUUAUUGAGCCUGCUGGAAUUUUCUCACGCAAGUGUUUUUACGUAAACACGAAUACGAGACGUCGCAUGGUUUUAUAAUCGUAUUUCACAAAUGUAUUCAACAAUAGCUCAUCUAAAAUCCAAUCGAGCAAGCGCAAACGAAUCAUUUUAUCUUCUGUGUAUUAAUACUUGUUACUGAAUGAAGCAGAGGCGUUCAAUAAACUUAAUCAGUAUCGAUCGUCAGUAUGUCUUAAAAUGAAAAAAAAAGAAAACAA